Rana temporaria (common frog) is the source of this 2354-nucleotide messenger RNA. RefSeq names its product epsin 3 (gene EPN3). Gene Ontology annotation, cellular component: clathrin vesicle coat; plasma membrane; endosome. Gene Ontology annotation, molecular function: clathrin binding; phospholipid binding. NCBI's taxonomy places the organism in Eukaryota, Metazoa, Chordata, Amphibia, Anura, Ranidae. Gene Ontology annotation, biological process: endocytosis. The transcript is spliced from 10 exons. Bases 433 to 2178 code for a protein of 581 amino acids. The record is from RefSeq and is a predicted model, not a curated record.
ACACCUGAGAGAAAUAUUCAUUCUGUGAGUGACGAGCGCUGUAGUAGUAGAUGAACGCACACUGACAAUAGGUAGACAAGUCUAUAUAGGCAGAUUAGGAAUAUUCCAAACCCGCAGAGAAGAGCAAGAUUGGCGCAGGGGGUGGAGCCAUCCAAAAACUGACAUUUGGGCAGAGGGAUCUACAAUGGAACAUUUCUGGAUCUAAUGGAACUUCUGCUCAUUCUACAGCUACAUACCGGCCAGCAUAUCCUAAAUGUAGCCUAACCAGACACAUUUAUUUUGAAGGUUUUAAGGAAGACGUCAUGGAUUUAAGAGGCUGCUCUCCGUAAUAAAAAGAAUCGAAGGAUCUUCAAAACCCUCAACAGACACAGAAAACAGACUUUUAUUGUCAGGGCGAUUACAACUAUUUCAUAGGCACGUGCAACCUCCAAGAUGGCGACCUCCAUACGUCGCCAAGUAAAGAAUAUCGUUCAUAACUACACUGAUGCCGAAGUGAAGGUGCGAGAAGCCACCUCAAAUGACCCCUGGGGUCCUUCUGCCACUCUCAUGUCUGAAAUAGCUCAAAUGACUUACAGCGCAGAAGUCUACCAGGAGGUUAUGAUGAUGGUCUGGAGGAGGCUGAAUGACAACGGAAAGAACUGGCGCCAUGUGUAUAAAGGUCUGACCCUGCUGGACUACUUGAUCAAAAAUGGAUCGAACAAGGUGGUCCAGGAGAGUCAGGAAAAUGUCAUCGCUGUGCAGACUUUGAAAGACUUUCAGUUCUUCGACCGUGAUGGGAGAGACCAGGGGAUUAAUGUGAGGGAGAAGGCCAAGGUGAUCGUAGCUCUGCUGAAGGAUGAGGAAAGGCUUAAGCAGGAGAGGGCCCAGGCUACGACAACAAGGAGAAGAAUGACGCAAGUAACGGCAGCCAUGGACAGCAGACACAGGAUACGCUACAACGAAGCUUCAGAAAGCUCAACACCUGCUACAGAAUUAGAACAAGCCAGGCCCCAGAGCUCAGGAGAGGAGGAACUCCAGCUACAGCUUGCCUUGGCUAUGAGCAGAGAAGAGGCUGAAAAGGUAAAAGAACCUACAGCUCCCGAUCCAGAGGAAGAACUACAGAUCCAAGCAGCCUUAAGAAAAAGUAAAGAGGAAUAUGAAAAGGAGACGAGGUCACAUCAAGGAGAGAUAUCAAUAAUUGAGAAGGCUCUGAUGGAGACCCAUCUGUCACCGGAGCCAGAGAUGGAGAAGAAAAAAGAGACGCACAUAUCGGAUCUGAUUGAUAUUUUUGGCCCACCUCAGUCAUCUCCUUCCAACGCCUGGGAUUCUCAGCAUACUAGUUCCUUUCCAUCAGCAAGCACAAGCACUUUGUAUCCAGCCUGGGGAUCAGCAAAUCAGAAUUCCAGUACCUCUCCCCUGCCCUGGGAUGCCUCUCACAGCACUCAGUUAAGAGCGGAUAACGCAAGUCAGAGCAUCAUCUUCAGCUGCGAUUCGCCGUCAGGCUGGGAGGAGCCUCGGGUAUCCAAAAGCCUUCCAUCUGAUCCUUGGGGGGACAGGCAAAAAGGUUCACAUGAAGCCAUAUAUGAUAUGUUUGCACCACCUGCACCUACCAAGGAUGCCCAAUCACCAUCCUCCAUCAAGACAGAUAACUCUUUUGAACUGGACUUUUUUGGAGACUCUGAGCCCACCACUAAACCAGCCACACAUAGUCCAGAUCUAAAAGCUGAAGACCCUAAACCUCGCUCCAACACUCCUGAGUUGUUCUUGGAACCAGCUGCGCGAACCUUGGUCAACCUAGAGAGCCUGGUCUCUUACAGCUCUACUGUCAAAACCAAAAACCCUUUUGCAUCUGGUGUAAGUGCUCCAUCCGUCGCCAACCCAUUCCAACAUGGAGACCUGAGGCCUUCUCUGAACCAAAUGAGGGUUGCCUCUCCUGUGCCGAACACUACUGCAGCAUUCCAACCCAUGCCCAUGCCUGGUCUUAUGCCAAUUAACACAAUGGAACUUGGGGUCAACACCUUAAGGACCCUGCCACCGAUGCCUGGAUUUCCAGUGCCAACCAACGUCCCGAUGCCGCUACAGCCUUACCCCGCUAUGAUGCCUCUUCACCCCAUGAUGGGUUACCCCUACGCUCCAAUUCCUCAACCAAUACUUCCAGCUUCUUCCCCUCCACAAACCGGAACCAAUCCUUUCCUCUGAUUGGCCAAGGCAGGCCCCGUAUCCGAUUUACAAAUAAGCUUGUCCCUUGCUGUGCUGCACGUAUGACUUUCAGUUCCCAGGCGAAGCUAAAAUGCAAUAAUUCUCUGUAAUUACAUUGUGCAAAAUCAUCAAACAAGGUAUUUCCAACAGAAACAAAUUAUUUUUUUGGCGCUGGA